AUGUCUGAUGGCGAAGCAGAUAAGUGCAGCUCAACUCUGUGUGCACCUGCCCAGCCGGGUACAAAGACUGCUGCAAAUCCAGCCAAAACGCUCCAGGAGGAAGCUACUUGUUCCAUCUGCCUGGAUUAUUUUAAAGAGCUGGUGAUGAUUAUAGACUGCGGGCACAACUUCUGCCGAGCCUGCAUCACCCAGUGCUUGGGACGGCAGGAGACCAGCCUCUCCUGCCCCUGCGGCAGGGGCAGCUUCCCCCAGAGACACCUCAAGCCCAACAGGCAGCUGGCCAACGUGGCAGAGGUGGCCAAACAGCUCAGCCUGCAGCUGUUCAAAGAGCCCCGAGGCGGGAGAGCGUGUGAGAAACACCUGGAGGGUCUGAAACUCUUCUGUGAGGAGGAUCAAACCCCCAUCUGCGUGGUGUGUGACAGAUCCAAGGAGCACAGGGCUCACACGGUGGUUCUCAUAGAAGAGGCUGCCCAGGAGUACAAGGUGCAAAUUCAGAGCCACCUGGAGAUUUUGAAGAAAGAGAGAGCUGAGAUUCUAGCGUUUCAAUCGAGUGGGGAAAUGAAAAGCCAGGAACUUCUGAAAGAAGUGGAAGCUGAGAGGCAGAAGGUUGUGUCUGAAUUUCAGCAGUUGUGCGUGUUUCUGGAGGAACAAGAAAGAUACCACCUGGGCCGGCUGGGCGAGCUGGACAAGGCGAUUGUGAAGAUGAGGGAUGAAAAUGCCACCAAAUACUCUAAGGCGCUCUCUUGCCUCAGCGAUCUGGUCUGCGAGAUGGAGGGGAAGCGCCAGCAGCCAGCGAGUGAAUUCUUGCAGGUCAUCAGAAGCACCUUGAGCAGAUGUAAGAUGGGGAAGGGGAAGUUUCAGAAUCCAACAGCUGAGUCUCCUGACUGGAGAAGAAGACUUCAAGAACUCUCUCAAGAAACCAUAUCGCUACAGGAUGCUGUGAAGGAAUUCAAAGAGUCUCUGCCAUGUGAAAUUCUGUUGGAAUCAGCCAAUGUGUAUUUUGAUCCAGCCACGGCACAUCCCCGAUUCGUCGUGUCCGAGAGACAGAAAAGCGUGAGGUGGGGAGACACGCGGCAGGAUCUGCCCUACAGUCCUAAGAGAUUUGAUCAUUCUCGCUGUGUGCUGGGCUGUGAGGGAUUCACCUCGGGGAGACAUUGCUGGAUGGUGGAAGUGGGGGACGGGGGAAACUGGGCUGUGGGGGUGGCCAGAGAGUCUGUGAGGAGGAAGGGAGAAAUCAGCUUGGACCCUGAGGGGGGCAUCUGGGCUAUAGGGCUCUGCAGAGGUCAGUACCGGGUUCUAACCUCCCCUGUGACUCUUCUGACCCUGAGCAGAAGCCCUACGAGGGUUGUGGUUUAUCUGGAGUAUGAAGAGGGGUUGGUGAAAUUUAUAGAUUUUGAUAAAGAGGCCAUGAUAUUUUCAUUCCUACCAGCUUCUUUUACAGGGGAGAAAAUCUUCCCUUUUUUCCGGGUUGGGGAUAUGCAAACGCACCUCAGGCUACUCCCCUGA
Molecule: messenger RNA, 1506 nt
Organism: Caretta caretta (loggerhead turtle)
Lineage: Eukaryota; Metazoa; Chordata; Testudines; Cheloniidae
Product: zinc finger protein RFP
Molecular function (GO): zinc ion binding; protein binding
Source: RefSeq, a predicted model, not a curated record